Caenorhabditis sp. 36 PRJEB53466 is the source of this 908-nucleotide messenger RNA. The record is from the annotation of a GenBank genome assembly. NCBI's taxonomy places the organism in Eukaryota, Metazoa, Nematoda, Chromadorea, Rhabditida, Rhabditidae.
AUGGUCGACUUGAAGCAGCAACUCCAAUGGAUUGACUACUUGGGUGUGGUGGCCGUCUGGCUGUGCUUCUUCGGCGCCAUUCUGGUCAUCUCCAUCACUUGCAUUCUCUGGUGUUGCGUCUCGAAAGACGACGAUCCGACCGUGUUUGCCAAGGUUUGUCUUUUAAUAAAUCCAUCUUUCGUAGAAUUUCUGGUAAAAGAUCAGUGACGUCAGCAGAUUCUUGUUUUCUCUCUCUCUCUCUCUCUCCCUUCCACAAGGGAGUCAGAAAGACGCUUUUCACUUUUCACAUUUCAUUAUAAAUAGUGAACCAAAGUAGUCGAACCGAACAGCUGGUGUAUACAUCCUGGUCUCAAUCUUUAUUUCCGGCCUCUCGACCUCCGCGGGGUUAAGUAAAAUUGAAAUGCGCACUAUUGAAUGACGUCAAAAGAAAGAGAGAGAGAGAGUAUGUAAUUUGUUUGGAGAAGCUCAUUAUUGCGCAGAACUCGCAAAGCGAAAAGGAAAAGGAAAAGAGAGAAAAAGAAAUUUAAAUUGACUCGGCGGCAUACUUUAAGAAGUGAUUAUGCAAAUUUUUGAUUUCACUGUGGGAAAUUUGGAAAAUGGAAAACUUAUGAAUAAUUGUGCUCAUUUUCAGUACGGAUUCGGACCACAACCACGCAUCCCGUCCCAGAGGUGUGCGGCUCAAGAGGCUAAGGCUGAAUAAUCAUGCUCACCAACCACUUCUUCUAACACCAGUUUUCCAUCUAGAUUACUCUUUUUUCUUAUUCUAGUAAACCGAUAACUUAAUAUUCGGUAGGUCUCAGUUCAACUAACAUUUUGGAUCACACUUCUGUUAUCCGAAACUGUCAAAAAACCCAACCCAAAUUCAAAUUCUUUUCAGAUCCAAGUUGCCGGUGGACAAAGAUUUCUAG